Messenger RNA from Yamadazyma jaroonii, 2985 nucleotides. Lineage: Eukaryota; Fungi; Ascomycota; Pichiomycetes; Serinales; Debaryomycetaceae. The record is from the annotation of a GenBank genome assembly.
AUGGAUAAAGAAACGUUAUUAAAAGCGUUAUCAGGAACGCUUGAUGCUUCCAAUUAUCAAUUACGUAAGGAAAGUGAACAACAGUUGAAGGUUUACGAACAACAACCGGGAUUCACUGCUUAUUUGUUGGAAUUAUGUAACGAUGAUUCGAUUUCACCAGGUAUUCAAAUAAGUGCUGCUAUCUUAUUUAAAAAUCGUAUUAAUAACUAUUGGAUCAUUAAUGAUAAUAAAUAUUUACCUAUAAGUAUCAAAGAAGAUGAAAAACAUUUGAUUAAGAAUAAAUUAAUUGAAACAUUAAUCAAAACUAACAAGAAUAAUAAGAUCAAGUUACAAUUAUCUACAGCUAUAAAUCAAAUUGUUAACUUAGAGAAAUGGGAUGAGUUGAUUGAAAUCAUCAAGAAAUUAAUUAUCAGUGAUGAUAUUGAUCAUAUUAAUGCUGGGUUAAUUUGUUUAUACCAAUAUACCAAAGCUUAUAGAUUUUCACAUUUAGAAGGAGCUAAUUCAUCAAAUCCAAUCUUGGAAGAAAUAACUGUUGAAACUUUCCCAUCAUUAGAGAAUUUAUUAAGCAACUUAUUGAACAAUGAUUCCCCAGUUACUGAUGAAAUGAUGUAUUUGAUCACUAAGAUCUUCAAAUUUACAACAUUCUCAUCAUUACCAUCAUAUUUACAGAAUGAUGAAAAUUUAAGUAAAUGGUGUAAUUAUCAAAUCAUGUUGAUCAAUAAACCAUUACCUGAUUAUGUUAUGAAAGUCCAAGAAGAUGAAAGAAUGACACUUUUCAGAAUCAAAGCAGUAAAAUGGUGUUUCGGUAAUUUACAUAGAUUUUUGAGCAGACAUGGUGGUGGUUUUGCAACAAGAGAUAAAUCAGAAAAUCAGUUUUCAAAGAAUUUCUUAAAGACAUUUGUUCCUGAAAUCUUGAAGGUUUAUUGGACAAUUAUUGAAAAUUGGUCAGUGAAAAAAAUUUGGUUGUCAGAAAGUUCUUUAUAUCACAUGAUUUCAUUCUUGGAACAAUUGAUCGAAAAUGAAGGUUGGAAUUUGAUUUCUAAUGAAAUGAAUGCUAUCUUAAGUCAUGUUAUCUUACCAACUUUAAGUGCCAAUGAUGAAACAAUCGAAUUAUAUGAAGACGAUCCUGAAGAAUAUUAUAGAAGAUUUUUCGAUAUUAAUAGAGAAAGUAAUAAUUCAGAUGUUGCAUCUAUAAGUUUUGUUUAUAGAUUAUCAUCAAAAAAAUUCGAUGAAUCAAGUAAUUUAUUGCUAUCAUUGAUAAAUGAUAUUUUCAAUCAAAGAGCCAAAGAUAAGAAUGAUAUCAGUAUUGCUAAGAAAGUUGAAGGAGCUUUCAGAAUUUUAUCAACAAUUUCUUAUAAAUUAGAUAAGAAGAAAUCACCAGUUCAUGAUCAAGUUGAUCAAUUGUUAUAUACUUUUGUUUAUCCUGAAUUAUUAGAUGAAACCAUUUCAAAAUUCCCAUUCUUAACUGCUAGAGCUUGUGAUACUAUUGCUAUGUUCAUUUAUAGUUAUAAAGAUACUAAAGUUUUACAAGAUAUUUUCACUGGAGUUGUCAAUUGUUUCCAAAAACAAGAUCAUUUACCAAUAAGAUUAACAGCUGUUGAUGCUUUAAGAACUUUAGUUGAUAAUGAUGCUGUUGCUGAACACAUAUCACCUCAAGUACCUCAAUUAAUGGGGACAUUGAUUGAAAUGUCUAAAACAAUUGAAAGUGAUACUUUAACAAGUAUUAUGGAAUCGUUCGUUGAAAAAUUUGCUACAAGUUUAGAACCUUAUGCUGUUGAUUUAUGUAGUAAAUUAUCAGAACAAUUCUUAAGAUUGGCCCAUGAAUUAUUAGAAAUGCAAAGUUCAAAUUCUGGUGGUACUGACAUGGAUAAAGAAUAUCAAGCAAGUGGUAUUAUCAACACUAUCACUACUUUAGUUGUUGCUAUGUCAACAAGUCCUUCAGUAGCUUCAAGCUUAGAACCUGGUUUGAAAGAUUUAAUCACUUUUGUUAUUCAAAAUGCUCAAGUUGCUUUCUUACCAGAAACUAUGGAAAUUUUAGAAAGUUUAGUCGUUACCAAUCAAAAUGUUUCCCCUAUUAUUUGGGAAUGUUAUUCAUUAGUUAUGGAAGCUUUCGAUACUUAUGCUGAUGAAUUCUUUGAUAAUUUUGAAGCUUUCUUCGAUGCUAUUAUUUGCUACGGUUUCAAUAAUAGAAAUAUUGGUAUUGAUAACCAAUACGUUCAAUCAUUAAUCACUGUCUGUUUCAAAAUUUUAAAGAGUGAUGCUGUUGAUCCAGUUUUUGCAAAUUCUUCUUUUGAAGUGUUAGAAUUGAUCAUUAUUGGUUUAGGUGAUAGAUUCAAACCAUUUUUAACUAGAUUUUUAACCGAAAUUUAUGGUAUUUUCAUCGAAUUAAAGAAUCAAGAUGCCUUUGAUGGUUAUAUGUUACAUUAUUUAUCAAUUAUAAGGACAUUCUUUAGUACUUUAAUUGUUGAUCCAAAUACUACUUUAGAAUUUUUAAAUCAACAAAACUUUACCAAUAAUUUCUUCAAAUUAUGGAUUGAACAUUCAUCAGAUUUCCAAAGUGUUUACGGAUGUAAAUUACAAAUCUUAACAUCAUUAUCCAUCUUAUGUGAUGGUAACUUAACUUUAAUCAAUGGAGAUUUGGUUGGUGAAUUGAUUGAUUUAUUAAUUUCAAAUGUUGAAGUAUUACCAGUAGCUAUAAAAACCAAACAAGAAUUACAAAAUAGAGAAUAUGGAGUUAAAUUUAAUGAUGACGAAGAUGAAAAUUACUUGGAUGAAGAAUUUGAAGUUGAUGAUGCUGAAUUAGAAGCUAUGAAAAUUACUCCAAUUGAUGGAGUUAAUGUAUUUGAAGCUUUUGUUAAUAAAAUCACUGGUUUACAACAACAAAACCCAACUGUUUAUCAAGAAUUUAUUUCGAGAUUAGAUCCUGAUCAACAAAACAUUGUUAAUAGUGUUUUCCAAACUCACAGUACUGUUCGUGGUAAUUAA